This is a messenger RNA of Diabrotica virgifera virgifera (western corn rootworm), 1244 nucleotides long. RefSeq names its product piggyBac transposable element-derived protein 3-like. Gene Ontology annotation, molecular function: sequence-specific DNA binding. Bases 28 to 1071 code for a protein of 347 amino acids. The transcript has 2 exons. The record is from RefSeq and is a predicted model, not a curated record. Lineage: Eukaryota; Metazoa; Arthropoda; Insecta; Coleoptera; Chrysomelidae.
GGAUAUGUGCCAGUUUCGAGGCGGAGAAUGUUCUGGGAAAACGAAAGAGACAGUCACAAUGUACUGGUUUCUGAAGCUUUGUCAAGAAAUAAAUUUGAAUAUAUUUUAUCUCACUUUCACCUAACUGACAACCUCACUAUAAAUACAUCCGACAAAUUUGCUAAAGUUAGGCCAUUGUUCGAUCACCUCAAUGCUGCAUUUUUAAAAUUUGGUAAAUGUGAGGAAAUGCACUGUGUUGACGAAGCCAUGGUACCAUAUUACGGCCGCCAUGGCUGCAAACAAUUUAUUCACAAUAAGCCAAUUCGCUAUGGCUACAAACUUUGGGUAGGAGCAAGUAGAUUAGGCUACGUAAAUUGGAUGGAACCUUACCAAGGUGCUACCACAAAUAUUAGCGAAAAGUAUAUUGAUUAUGGAGUAGGGCCAUCUGUUGUUUUGGAGUAUGCUGACGUUUUAAGUACUAGGUGGCCUAAUAAACGGAUGCACCUAUUUUUUGAUAAUUUCUUUUCCACGUUAUCUUUGUUAGAAUUGCUAUCGGAGAAAAAUUUUAACGCUACCGGAACAAUACGUGAAAAUCGCAUAUCUAAUGGGCCACUGACAAACUCAAAAGAAAUAAAAAAGGAAGCUCGAGGCGUUUUCGAUUUCAAAAAAACAGAAAACCAGAACAUUAUUGUCGUGAAGUGGCAUGACAACAGCAUUGUCACCCUGUGCUCAAAUGCAGUAGGCGUAAACCUUCUGCAUAGGGUGAAAAGAUUUUCACGAAAAGAACGGACAAAUAUUCAGGUGUCGCAGCCACAUCUGAUAAACUUGUACAAUGCAAACAUGGGCGGAGUAGACAGAUGUGACCAAAAUUUGAGUCUUUAUAGAAUUUCACUGAGGAGCAAGAAAUGGUAUUUCCCGCUAGUGGCACACUGUAUUGAUGUAGCUCUGCAAAAUGCUUGGCAGUUGCAUAGACAAAGAGGUGGGGACCUUGACCAGUUAAGGUUCCGAAGACGAGUAGCCACUACGCUAUUAUUACAAAAUAAAAAAAAGAAACACAUUCUAAAGGUAAUAAGUCAUCUACCGAAGGUUUAGACAUUAGGUUUGAUCGUAUGGAUCAUUUGGUAAUUACUCAAAAUAAGCAAACACGCUGUGCACAUUGCCAUGAAAAAACAACCACCAGAUGUUCAAAAUGCGACCAUGGUUCAAAACCACGUCAAAUGUUUUUUGGUAUACCAUACAAAAAGUGUAUAGUUAAUGUAGGUACC